AUGAAUAUGAACUCAUCACUGGCUGCUCGGCGAAGAGUAGUACCUGCUGAGGUAGACACGACAAAUCAUGAGUGGUUCUAUCCCAAAAAGACCGUCGAGAAACAGCGCCCCAACUCAGGGGCAACCUUCUUCGAUGACACGGAUUCUGAGAGUGGUGACUGGCGCCAAUCGCACCGGCAGAGUAUGCAAUCGUACAGUAACGGGAGCAACACUACCCUUUCGAGCCCUGAGCUACCCACUCCAGACCUCCUGCCAAGAAACCUGCCUACCUUUCGAUCAAGUAAGGAACUGAUUGCGGGCCCUUCAGGUCCUGAUUUGUUCAGAGGAUCCAGGGGUUCGACUGUGGAUGUUGAAUUCUAUCUUGAACCGUCACCUUCGCUCGAUUUCAAGUCACUUACACAGCCUGAGUUUGUCAACCCGCAUCAGGCUGAGUUCGUCAACCAAUACCAGGCCGAGUUCGUCAAGUACCAGGACGAGCGCCCCAACCAGUACCAGCCUGAGCGCUCCAACCAGUAUCAGCCUGAGUUCGUCAACCAAUACCAGGAUGAGCGCCCCAACCAGUAUCAGCCUGAGCGCCCCAACCAGUAUCAGCCUGAGCGCUCCAACCAGUAUCAGCCUGAGUUCGUCAACCAGUACCAGGAUGAGCGCCCCAAUCAGUACCAGCCUGAGCGCUCUAAUAAGUACCAGGCUGGUCGCUCCAACCCUUAUCUGUUAUCUCCUAAGACACCAAAGGCUUUUCCACGCAACCCCGAUGUGUCUCAUCUAUCAAAGAAGGAGAUUAGGAACUGGGAUCCUAGCCAGGUCGCUCACUGGCUAUUUAUCGGUGGAUAUCCCGAUGAUAUCCGUGACACGUUCCUCAAAAAUGAUAUCACCGGCGACAUUCUAAUGACCUUGACAAAGGAUGAACUCGAGUACCAACUCCGAAUCCAAUCUAUGGGCAGACGUGUCCAGCUCAUCCAAUCGAUUGAUUAUCUCCUCGAGAACAUGCAGACGAGACCGAUUCCAGAAACACCGUCUCAGUUUCCGUCCGAGGCGGCGUCUUCUAACGGGAGAAGAUCCCCCGAAUCGUUCGCCCCCCAGGAAUUGGCUCCUAAAAGAACCCCUACAGGCCAAUCUUAUACAAUGUCUAUUUCGCCUGACGGUAAAAUUCUCUCUUCGCAUGCCUUUGGACAGAGUGGGGAUCAAAGCACCGCAGACGCAGAGUCUGUAUCGAUUGUUGGAAUCGAGGAAUUUCAUCCGAAGCCCCACAGGUGCUCCAAAGGAGAGAAAUGCAGCAAGUUCAAGAAGCUCAAGGAGAAGCGCCUGAAGAAGCUUACUACAGAGUAUCCCGGCGCAGAUUUUCAGGGGGGUGCUAUCUUUGUAGGCAGCCCCGGAAAUCCUGAAACCGCGAGAAAUCUUCUCCGGCCCACGUCCGAGGCCGAGCUUUCAGCGAUGGCAUCCUCAAAUAUCUUUGGUCCUCGGUCCGGACCAAGACUCUCUGAGGCAGCUCUGAGCGAAGUUCAACGCUUAGAUCCACAAGAAACAAUCCGAAACUUUCUCAGGCACCAGCAUAUCGAUGACUUCCCCAAGCCUGGACCCCUUGGGCUGGACACUUACAAUCUUCCGCCGGCAGACGACUUUGAGGACAUCUCCCCGCUGAAUGCCCAGUCAAAUUCUAUGGCCGCAAAUCUGCGCAGUCUUCCGAGGCUUACGAUACCAACAAGCCCGCUCACGGAAGAUAUGACAACCGCUGUUACCACCAACAGAUACUUCACUCCUACUCAUCAGAAUGGCUCUCCUACUGCUGUUCAGCAAUUUGGCCCUUUCAGUCAGGUUCAUCAAGCCCAAGCAACUGAGACCUACCGCCAAGGUACACCAUUCUCCGAAGUUGAUGUCCCUAUCACUGCAAUCCCCAGUGAUCCGAUAUCCCGUGAUGUGUCUCAAUCUGUUCCCCCAAGUAUGCAAUAUGGAACCUUGUUCCCUCCGUACCGAGAUGCCAAUCACCUCUCACGGAGCAACUCGACCCGUCCCAGUGAUGAUCUCCCUCUCCGUGAUGCCAACUAUUUUGCACGGAGCACUUCGACACGUCCUCGCGAUGCUUUCCCUCUCCGGCAGGUGAACGAGGGCAAGCCUCUGACCCCGAUCGAUGUUCCCGCAGACCUGAUCCGAAGCCCCCGCGUGAACCAGUAUGGUAACAGCAGCUCGCUAGCUCUGGCCGAUCCGGAAGUUACCCAUGCGGGAUACAUGAAAAAGCGCAAGACCACACGUCUGCUCAGACACGAGUGGUCCGACGCACACUUCACGCUCCGUGGCACCAACCUGGCCAUGCACAAGGACGAGCGUGAUGCGCACCGCAUUUCGAGGGCCCUGGAAAACAUUGAGGUCGACGAAUAUGCCGUCGCUUGCUCGUCGCUGGCGACAAGCUCCAAGCUGACGGCUGCGUUCAAGCGCUCGAUCUUACGUAACGGAAACAGUACCACUGACAUUCGUGAUGGUACCGCUUUUGCUUUCUCGCUUAUUCCAGCUACAAAGGAGAGUGAGAAAAAGGCUCUGUUUGGAAACAGCGCUGUUAAAACCCACCACUUCGCUGUCAAGUCUCGUGAGGAGCGCAUCGACUGGAUGCGUGAGCUUAUGCUUGCCAGGGCCCUGAAGAAGGGUAGAGACGGCGAGGAUGGCACGUCUAUGGAUGGGAAUAUGAUUUGA
This is a messenger RNA of Penicillium roqueforti, 2682 nucleotides long. RefSeq lists its product as uncharacterized. NCBI's taxonomy places the organism in Eukaryota, Fungi, Ascomycota, Eurotiomycetes, Eurotiales, Aspergillaceae. Gene Ontology annotation, molecular function: protein binding. The record is from RefSeq and is a predicted model, not a curated record. The coding region runs from base 1 to 2682 and encodes 893 amino acids. The transcript is spliced from 3 exons.